AUGCUCCAGUGUGAGCCAAGCCCGCACCUGCCCCAGCAGCACAUCACUGAGGUCCGUACACCCCACCCCCUGCAUCUCAUGGUCUUCCACACUGCCAUUUUUGCCUGUCCCAACAGGUAGUUUACUUGGCAGACCCUUUGCCUGUUGGCUACGCGUUACCGAGGCAGAGAGAGAGAGAGAGAGAGAGAGAGAGAGAGAGAACCCUCCUCACCUCCCCAAUGUGUAACUGGAAGCCAGGGAGUUAGCAGUAGCCCCACUGUGGCUAACUACACAACCCCCCUACAACAUCCCGACAACCCCCCAGGCCUUAAUAGCACAAACACAGCCCCCAACUAGCUCCCCAGCCCUGGCCCCGGCCCCACCGCCACUCGCUGCUAUUAUUGACUAUCUCACAUCAAUUUCAGGGAGCCUCUUAUCUCGCCCGACACACAACCUUUCUACACUGUCAAAUCAGAGUAAUAUUUUGGCCUUUUAUAGGGAUCGAUUGGGCAGUUUUGGGGGGAGGCAAGGUGGAGCGCAACAAAGGUCAAAUGUAGCGCUAAAUCAUUUGAAGAUUCUUAAUGAAUGGUGUGUGGCAGAUGCACCUGCUGGUUUCAUUAUGAGAAGAGAGAGAGAGAGAGAGAGAGAGAGAGAGAGAGAGAGAGAGAGGAAGAGAGAUAUGGGCAGAGAAGAUAAGAGAGAGAUGAGCAUCUGAUAGUGUUUUGAGAGCCUUUUUUAGCUUUUGCUUUUCCGUGCGCUCUCUACUUCGCUCUCUAUAUCUCGGCUCUCUCUCUCUCUCCUCGCUUCUCUCUCUCCUCUCGUCUUUUUCCCUACUCUCUCUCUUUUCCCGCCCUCUCCCCUUCUCUCUCUCUCCUCUGCUCUCUCUCUCUCUCUCUCGUCUCUCCGCUCUCUUCUCUCUCUCUGUUUCUUGGUCUCCAUCUGAUCCUGGAGAAGAGAUUUGAGUGCACCAUUUUAACCAGCACGUUCACCAAGGUCAAUACGUGCCUACUAGUGCCGAUGCCAAUAUUAGCCCCUCCAAUCUCAAAUAAUCAUACGUCCCUAGUUUUGGAACCUUACAGUUGAGUGGCUGGACCAAGGUUAAACCCCACACUCUUAGAAAAAAAGAGUUCCAAAAACGGUUCUUCGGCUGGUUCCAUAGGAUAACCCUUUUUGUUCCAGGGAGAUCCUUUUUUGGUUCCACGUAGAACCCUUUUGGGUUCCAUGUAGAACCCUCUGUGGAAAGGGUUGUACAUGGAACCCAAAAUGGUCUUACCUGGAACCAAAAGUGGUUCUUCAAAGGAUUCUCCUAUUGGGAUAGCCAAAGAACCCUUUUAGGUUCUAGAUAGCACCUAUUUUUCUAAGAGUGCAGGAAGAAAAAAAAUAUCCCAGUACUGUAUAUUGGAAAAAUAGUGAACAAAGUAUUUUUUAUUAAUGCACAGUAUGCUUGCUUGCCCUAGGGGACAUGUACAUUAUGUUAAAUAUGAUGGAAGGUUUAUGGUUGUAUCUGAAAAGAGGACAUUACCGAUAUAAAUAGAACAACUUCAUAUGACUGUGUGGCCGUACUUAUGCAUGCAGACCGCAAACAACACAGACGCAAUAUCAUCAAUAAGACAAAUGUCCAGUCAUGUAGUAUCUGGAAAGCUAUAAAACUGUGAGCUUGAUGUUCGAUGAGAGGACCUUGCUAAUAUUGAUGUUAACAACAGGCCUAAUGGCAAAUGAGCAGCGCAUGCUGAACCAUUAAACCAUCCAAUCACAUUAUCAUGCAUGACUUGUUUCAGACUUGAGAAGUGAACUCUAGUUCUUUAGUUCAUUAUCUAAACAUACAUAUAGUAUCUGAUAGUGACUGUGUGGCAUGUCAUGUUGAUGAUGAUGAUGUUGACAUAUUAACUGCUGGAGGUCUUGCAGACAGAGGAGGGUUGGUUGGUUGGUUAAGUGUGCGGUCCCUCUCUCCUCAGAACGGCUCCGAUUCUCUCCCCCCCCAGGGCGCGUCCUCCAGCCUGGUGGUGAAGUUUGCCGACACCGACAAGGAGCGCACCAUCCGCCGCAUGCAGCAAAUGGUUGGCCAGUUUGGCAUCUUCAACCCAGCCAUUGCCCUGCCCUUCAGCACCUACAGCACCUACGCACACGCAGUGAGUUAACUAACACAACCCAUUACCCCUCUUACCUCCAACACCCCCCAGGGCAGGGCCGUGAGUUAUCUAACACAACCCCCAACCCUCCAUACCCCUCUUACCCCCCAACACCCCCAGGGCAGGGCCGUGAGUUAUCUAACACAACCCCCAACCCUCCAUACCCCUCUUACCCCCCAACACCCCCCAGAGCAGGGCAGGGCACCAUCCACACAUGGCAGACCCCAGGCUCUUUGAUGAACUCACCUGGCCCAUGCUGCUCCCCGCUCUGCUCCCCUCUCCUCUCACCAGGGGCCAGAGAUGACUCAGAAUAUUUCAUAGGAAUCUUAUCUCCACACACACCUCUUUAGCCUGCAUCCAGAGUUACCGCCGCUUAAAGGGAGCUGAAAUGGGUUCAGUCCGACACGGAUAAAUACCUUAACCUUAGUCACAGCAGACUGCAUAAAUAUACACACUAUGUAUAUAUUUAUAAAAUAAUGACGUUCUUUCUUUAUUUACUUAUUUGUACGGACGGGCAGAAUUUCUUUUUUCUUCUCUAAAUGCCAGGAUACAUUUUUGAGGCUGCCCAGGUCUCGGGGGCUUCCCCAUUUUCCUGAUGUUCAUAUCACAGGCAUGGGGACCAGUAUGAAAUGUGUAAAUUGACGGUCCCAGAGUAAUUGCGAGGCCAUCUCUGUGCUCUCUCCAGUUAAACUCCUACCUUCAUUACAAUUCAUGAAAUGCAGCACAUCCCCAGGAAAUGUGGAGAAAUGCAAAUGUUUCAGGAGUGGUGGUCUGCUGGGAGAGCAUUGUGUCCCGCUCAGGUUGGCCAUGACUCUUAUUUACUGUGGCAGAGCCCCACGCACCCCAUCACACACACACACACACAUAUGCAUGCAUACACACAUAGCUACACACUCUGUCACCAACUCUAUGCCACACAACAACAUGUGUCUUGUUUUUCCAGGCACUGCUGCAGCAUGACAAUGAGGUGGGUAUAUGCCAAUCCAUUGCUUAAGUUUUAUGAAUGAUAAGUUUCUAGUCAUGUUAGAUAUUUGAUCAUUAUAGUUACAUUUAUUAGAUAUUAGUUACAGUCAUUAUUGUUAUAGUUAUUAGAUAUUAAUUAUUAGUUUCCGUUAUUAUAGUUAUAGUUAUAAUAAGUAAAAAUGCAGCUAGUUGUGUUUUAUUCCACCCUACACAUUUUAUCUAAUGAAUUCCAUUACUUAAACCAUGCUUUCAGUUGGCACAGGAACAAUGUUAUUAUUCAACAGUGUGGAGUUUCCACUCUGCAGUUUUGAUUGAAUACCACAGAAACCCUAGAUUAUUGCAGCAUGUGACAGUCUUUCCUGUUUAUUGGGUUGGAAUGAACUGCAACAGGGUUAUACACUUUAAAUGUUUCUUUACUUUAUAAUAAACUACUACACCCUCCCCAAGAAGAAAACCCACAAUGAUACAGAAUAACUUUAUUUUAAAAGUAUGUAUUCCUCCAUAUGUUUUCCAGUAUAUAUAACUAGCAGGGUAUGGAAUACAGACAUCUACAGGGAUCGUAUAUAUACACAGUACAGUAAAAUGCAAAUUCAAAGAGCUGCUUCACAAAUACAGCAGUGGAUAGGAUUAUAGAGUUGAGCUGACAGCCUGUAAAUUGGAUUUUAGUCAAACCAGGGGAGGGGGGGUUGUGAACACAAAUUGGAGGGAUACAACACUGACAACAUGUGCCAAAAAUGAGAAAUGUGCCGUUUUCAAGAUAGACGCAGCACUGUUCUGACAGAUGACAUCCCAUUUGUGAUUUCACGAAACAUAGGGAGAGAGAAGGAAGAUAUUCCUAGACCAUUCCAAAUGGCUGAUAAUAGUUGUUUUAAAGAAGCAGUGUAAAUACACGAUAAACCAGCUACCCAUUUUCCCUGUCAUCUGUUGCCUGUCAAUACACAUGGAGCAUAUUUGUACAUGAUUCGAUUUGUUUUGUGUUGCUUGCUUCCUCUCAUCUCAAUCCUUGUGUAUAUUCCUGAGAACAGCCAUUUCAGCUUGCUGUCUCAGAAAUGCUACAUGCCAUGUCAGUGUGAGAAGGGAAGGCUUGGAGAUGUGCGACACUAGAUGCACAAACUCAUUAUUAGAUUAUUAGAUUGAAUGUGAGAAAAAUGUAUGACUUGAGAAAAUAGUUGUUUUAACAGUGUGCAAAUGGUAAAGUUAUGUGUGGGUGAGGGGUAGGAGGCGCGUGAGUGUAGUACUCACAUUGACAAACAUCGCCCCCUGUUGGAACUAGUCAGAAUAUAUAUAGCUGAUCCUUUCCAACACAACCCAACCCAACACAGAUCAGGAAAUUAGCAACUAUAAAAACUCAAUGUAAAUUGAGAAUGUGUUUUACAUUAAAUCCAGCUAUUUCAUAAAAGAGAGGACCUAACAACUGAUAAUGAACUGAUUGGCCUGUCCUCUCGUCUUACCAAAACCACCAAUCAGUUCAUUGCACAAGCAGGAACUAUGCACAGCCAAUAAGGAGGAGGAUGUUUUAUAUAAUGCCUAAUUAAAGGUUCCAAACAUAAUACAAGAGAGAAAACAUUUAUUUAGGUAAGGCUACUGUACAGAUCUGGACAUUUAAUUUAAAAUGACCUUAUAAGUGGGACACCCUCCCAAACCAAAACACACACACACACCACAACACACAUGCACGCACGCACACACGCAUGCACACACACACACACACACACACACACACACACACACACACACACACACACACACACACACACACACACACACACACACACACACACACACACACACAGUAAAGUGCAGCAGGGAUUAAACAAACACUAUUAAAACCCCACUAAGGAGAUACAUGAUGGUAACAAAUGAAGCCAUUAAGCACAGGCCAGGCAAUUGCAGUGGACUCCAUUGUUUUCAGGUUUUCUCUGCUGGAGUGCACACCAGUCUGCAGUUUCAGGCAAUCUGCAGGUCCAAGACCUCAAUAACCGGGUUCUUUCCCCCCCCCCCACACACACACACCAUUCUCUCCUCCUCCUCAGUACCUGUGCAGGACUGGCUGGAAGGUUAGGUGCUGAGAGUUAGCAAGUCACAGAGUAGUGCUACAGAGAUAAUUGCCAUGUGAUAAAGAGGUGAUUGCCUGCUGGAACCAGGGGAGAAUAAAACCAUCAGGUUGCAACAAAAUAGCAGAUGCCUGACAGUAAAUGGAUGCUGUAGCACGGGCAACUUGUUCCCUGCUUCUUUUCUUCUCCCUUCGUUUAUUUUAUUUUCUUCCUUUUUUUCACAUUUCGUAGCGAGAAAAAGUUAUGGCCAUGAUGAUGACGACUCAGUUCAAUGCAAUUUAGCUCUUUGUCUGCCACAGACAUUUUGCUAUCUACUGCCGAGGAUAAAUAUACUGUAGCAAUGGCUUCUGAAUAUGGAUGAACGUUGUAGAAAAAAGAAAAAGAAAAUGACUCUGAAUAUCUCUGUCAACACUUCCAGUUGGUGGACCAAGGCUUUUUAUCAGAGCCAGUUUGUGUUACCCACUCUCAUUCCAACAUAAUUACAGGCCUGAGCUUCCAACUUGCUGCAUUUUAAUUCUGAAAAAGCAUCACUGAAUGCCAUGUUGUUAUGCAUGACAGUAUGGCGGCUGGCAUGAAGGACUGCAUUAUCUAUGCAAUGCAUGUAAAGUAACGGCGGCCUUCCACCCCACUCUGUUAUUCUACCAUCUAGGCCUGCUGCAGCUUGUAUAGGCCACUGGCAAAUGGAUUGCAAGCUUAUUCAAGUAAGCCCAAGCCCCAAGCUCCUAUUGAAAGCAGGCAGAAGAACCUGAGAGGGGGACAAAAGCCAGUGACGGGUGUGACAGUAUGCUCUAACACAGGGGCCAAUGAGAUCAGAGGCCCUCUACCCCAAAUCUCCAACCCUAGUCUGAUCUUAAUGAGGGCAUUAACACCAUCCCUAUCCUACACCAAGCACAGCUCUCACAUUGACUUCCUCUCAUUGUUUGUUUUCUUUUUUCUGUUGUUUGUGAUUUGGUUUAGAUGUCCUUUUCUGAACCCCUAAAAUCUCAAUUUAUCUUAUUCAAAGCAGAAUGGAUGAUCCCCAUUUGUCACAUUGAUACAAUUAUGCAAAUGACAAAAGGAGUUAAUAGAUAGUGGUGGCAAGGCAUGUGGCUAAUGGAUGAGGUGCCAGCGGCGCCCGUUUUGUGGCGGGACAGCCGCUUUCAGGUUAACUGACAGGGGCAUUGAGGGAAAAUAAUUGGCUUUUCCUAUCCAGGGACUCCACGCAAAUACAGGGAGAGUGGCAUCUUCUGCCUCAACAGCACAAUAUGGUCAUUAGCAUCAGAGCUAGCUAUAGUGGCAGAGUGAUUUCUGCUUAGCUGUGUCUGACUCGGGGGGGGGGGGGGAAUAGGGAGCGAUGGGAUAGUCCCAUCUUGAUCAUGUUUUUCCUCCACAUAGCUGCAUCCCUGAUCAUGAAGUACAUGCCAGCAUUGAUUUCCCAGAUAAACCCACUGGUCCAGAGGUUGCAAACACCAUUGUACAAUGAUGGAUUUUCUCUGGAAUUAGGCCCUCUGUAGCUGCACUGCAGAGAGAAAACUGAGAUGAGAAAUACUAGGUGUGUAUGUGGGUAUAUUCUAGGCAGUAUUGGAUAGAGAAUGGGUUUAGCUGUGUGUGUGUUAAUGCUAAGUGGUAGAGGGUGUCAGCCCAGUUCUUUAUCAGUGUGUCCAGUGUAAAUGGACUGCCAUUACAGGUCGUUGCUAAUGACACGCCAGUGGCACCGCAGCAAAUUAAAAAGAGCUCAACGAGCGGAGCCACUGAGAGAUGUCACUGUCACUGCCCCUCCACUUUACCUUACACAACCAGAGAGGGACACUCACAGAGAAGUUUGACCAAGGAAGAUAAAUGCAAUUCAAUUCAAUUCUCCCAGGUCCCUAGAGACAGGAAUAAUAUGCACAUGUCAAUCCGUUGAUUUAAAUGAGCCCAACAGACAGCUAUUGAAACAUUCCUACAGCUGCUGACAGCCCACUCACUGUGAGGAUAGACAGAUUCACUAAACAUCGCUUUACAGACUUUUAUUUUCUUCCCUUUCUAUUAUUCCCGUUCUACUUUCUGUUCACUUUCAUGCACUAUCCAUCCAUCAACUCCCAUCUUUCCCUCCCUCUAUUCUAACCUUCCUAUGCUCAUCUCUCCGCUCUCUCUCUCUCUCUCUCUCAAUUCAAUUUCAAUUCAAAUGGCUUUAUUGGCAUGGGAAACAUAUGUUUACAUUGCCAAAGCAAGUGAAAUAGAUAAUAAACAAAAGUGAAAUAAACAAUACAAAAUUAACAGUAAACACUACACUCACAAAAGUUCCAAAAGAAUAAAGACAUUUCAAAUGUCAUAUUAUGUCUAUAUACAGUGUUGUAGCGAUGUGCAAAUAGUUAAAGUACAAAAGGGAAAAUAAAUAAACAUAAAUAUGGGUUGUAUUUACUCUCUCUCUCUCUCUCUCUCUCUCUCUCUCUCUCUCUCUCUCUCUCUCUCUCUCUCUCCCUGUCUCUUUCUCCAUCCUUUCCUCUCACUCUUUUCUCUCUAUCCUCUCGCUUUAUUCAAAUUAUUUCUCACUGCCCAGCCCUCAUUUCCCUGUCUUUCUCUAUUCUCCCACCAUCCAUACUAACCUUUUUCCCUGUCUCUCCCGCCUGCUCCCCCAGCUCAUGCAGCAACAGGCAGCCAUCAUGGCAGCGAGCCACGGAGGCUACCUGACUCCCAGCGUGGCCUUCCCCGCCACCCAGAUUCACCAGAUGGGGGCGCUCAACAUCAAUGGUCUCCCACACAACUCCAUGACCCCGGUGUCGGCUGAAUUUCAUCAGGCGCUGGGUGAGCAAUGGGUUUCAUUCCCUUUGGGUGAGUGUUUGUGUGUGUUUAUGUGAGUGUGGGGAGUUUCGGAAAUGGGUGAGGGAAGAGGGAACUCAGACUGCAGCAAGGCCAAGAGAAAAGAGUAGAUUUAGUGCCUGCCUACUACUGAUAAUCCCACAUUUUAGAAAAAAUACAUCUGAUGUGAUUUGCAUAUUUCUGUUGUGUAUGCAGAUAUAUUUUGGUGCGAUAAAUCGAAUCGGGAGCAUAAUAGAUACGUUUACAGGUACAGGCACUCAUUUCCCCUCCGUCACUGGUUGAAUCAACGUUGUUUCCACGUCAUUUCAAUUAAAUUACAUUAAACCAACGUGGAAUAGAUGUUGAAAUGACGUCUGUGCCCAGUGGGGAUCUGCAUGCAAUUCUCUCUGUUUUCCAUUACAAACGGCCCCAUCAUUCUAUACAGACACAUUAAAGGGAGCGCAGCAGAGGACUUUGAGAUAGCUUCUGCAUAACAUUUGCUUAUUCAGCAAUACUUCAUUUUUGUGAACCUGAGGAACCCACAAGAUCUUCUCUCACAAAGCAUGCAUCGAAAUGAAUAAUACACAAGUCUUUGUUGUGUUUAUUUGUAUUUUUUCCCGACAUUGCAGUAUUGUGACUUUGGUAACUGUAUAACUGAAUAACUGUAUAUCAAUGAGGGAAUCAACAAUCAAGAUGGUGCAUCAGUCUGACAUGACACAUUUUAAAGAACCUUUACUUUCUACUGUGAAAAUCAAUAUCACAGAAUGGGUUCUGUCAGUGACCAUCUCUCUCUCUCUCUCUCUCUCUCUCUCUCUCUCUCUCUCUCUCUCUCUCUCUCUCUCUCUCUCUCUCUCUCUCUCUCUCUCUCUCUCUCUCUCUCUCUUGCUCUCUCUCUCUCUCUCUCGCUCUCUUUCACACAAUACCCCAUAAUGACAAAGCAAAAAUAUGUUUUUGGAAAUUUUUGGUAAUUUAUUACAAAUAAAAAACUGAAAUAUGACAUUUACAUAAGUAUUCAGACCCUUUACUCAGUACUUUGUUGAAGCGCCUUUGGCAAUGUUUACAGCCUCAAGUCUUCUUGGGUAUGACGCUACAAGCUUGGCACAGCUGUAUUUGGGGAGUUUCUCCCAUUCUUCUCUGCAGAUCCUCUCAAGCUCUGUCAGGUUGGAUGGGGAGUGUUGCUGCACAGCUAUUUUCAGGUCUCUUCAGAGAUGUUCGAUCGGGUUCAACUCCAGGCUCUGGCUGGGCCACUCAAGGACUUUCAGAUACUUGUCCCGAAGCCACUCCUGUGUUCUCUUGGCUGUGUGCUUAGGGUUGUUGUCCUGUUGGAAGGUGAACCUUUGCCCCAGUGUGAGGUCCUGAGCGCUUUGGAGCAGGUUUUCAUCAAGGAUCUCUCUGUACUUUGCUCCGUUCAUCUUUGCCUCAAUCCUGACUAGUCUCCCAGUCCCUGCCGUUGAAAAACAUCCCCACAGCAUGAUGCUGCCACCACCAUGCUUCACCGUAGGGAUGGUGCUAGGUUUCCUCCAGACGUGACGCUUGGCAUUCAGGCUAAAGAGCAAUCUUGGUUUCAUCAGUCCAGAGAAUCUUGUUUCUCAUGGUUUGAGAGUCUUUAGGUCCCUUUUGGCAAACUCCAAGUGGGCUGUCAUGUGCCUUUUACUGAGGAGUGGCUUCCGUCUGGCCACUACCAUAAAGGCCUGAUUGGUGGAGUGCUGCAGAGAUGGUGUCCUUCUGGAAGGUUCUCCAUCUCACAGAGGAACUCUAGAGCUUGCAGAGUGACCAUCAGGUCAUUGGUCACCUCCUGACCAAGGCCUCUCCCCCGAUGGUCAGUUGGCCUGGCGGCCAGCUCAUUUAAGAUGUGGGCACUGUGUUCUUGGGACCUCAACGCUGCAGAAAUGUUGGUACCCUUCCCCAGAUCUGUGCCUCGACACAUCCUGUCUCGGAGCUCUACUGACAAUUCCUUCGACCUCAUGGCUUGGUUUUUGCUCUGACAUGCACUGUCAACUGUGGGACCUUAUAUAGACAGGAGUGUGCCUUUCCAAAUCAUGUCCAAUCAAUUGAAUUUACCACAGAUGGACUCCAAUCAAGUUGUAGAAACAUCUCAAGGAUGAUCAAUGGAAACAAGAUGCACCUGAGCUCAAUUUUGAGUCUCAUAGCAAAGUGUAAGGGUUGGGGUGAGGUGUGACCCAGGUGCGGUGCAGGAUAUACAGUAGGCAGUAGGCAGAGAUGGUGAAACAAGGAUCUUUACUGGUGGUCCCGAAGUCAGAAUACAAAAUAACGAACUUAUCACGAUAAAAGAAAGGCGGAGCAAAUAACUCUCCAAAAACCGGCUGACAGCCAAAAUACGAAAUACUACCUACGACUGAAACAAAUAACGAAACAGGGAGAACACUUCUCAAGUAUCUGUUUAUAGGUCUCCGAUCAGACACUGAGUAGUACUGCUGGACAUAGAGAAACUAACAGAGAAAACUGAGCAAGGGAACACAGGGAAGUGUGGGCAUAAAUACACAGGUGAACAGGUAGACACAGGUGACACCAAUAGGAUACUGAUUAGUCCAGACUGUGAGUGAGGAGGUGCCUAAGGUUGUCGGAGGGGUGGGUCGCUCCGGAACUGCGACCCCCUCCUGUAACAGCAAAGGGGCUGAAUACUUAUGUAAAUAAGGUAUUUCUGUUUUUUAUUUUUAAUACAUUUUCAAACAUUUCUAAAAACCUGUUUUUGCUUUGUCAUUAUAGGGUAUUGUAUGUAAAUUGCUGAGGAUUUUUAUUUAUUUAAUACAUUUUAGAAUAAGGCUGUAACAUAACAAAAUAUGGAAAAAGUCAAGGGGUCUGAUUACUUUCCCGAAGGCACUGUAUAUAUGCACUCAAGUUAAGCGUUGUCGUUGGAGGAGGCUGGAGAGGGUCUAUUUGUCAAAUAUUCACAGUGAAAUUUUUUGUGCAAAGUGGGCACUUUUUUUACACACGGAUAAUCAAUCAAAGACAGUGAUUAAAAGUGCUUCUUCUCUGUUGAUAAUACAGGACAGAAUUAUACUGCAUCGUAUGUGUUGCGUUUGACUGCAGUAUAA
Messenger RNA from Coregonus sp. 'balchen', 10941 nucleotides. Lineage: Eukaryota; Metazoa; Chordata; Actinopteri; Salmoniformes; Salmonidae. The record is from the annotation of a GenBank genome assembly.